UGGUCGUUAUUCUUGGUGCAGAUCUGGCAACCCCGAAGGCUUCCGCGAAGCAGUGAGAUCAUAAGGAGGGGAAUCGGGGAUGGCAACUCGUCUGGCGUGGCUGAAAGAAGACAAGCAGAGUGACAUUUAAAGCCUGAACUUCUGAUCCUCCAGAUUGUCUCAGCGUGUACAGCCAUGGAGGGUCUGAAGCACAUUUUCACUUACACCAGCAAGGAUUUUGUGUACGAGGUGUGCCGGCUGGAAGGAAAGGAGACCUGGGGUGCGUCCAGGUUUGAUGUAGCCCUGAGAUGUGGCUGGGUGGAGAAGAUGAACCGCGGGCUUUUCAGAUAUCAUUUGGGGGAUCUGGAGACGCGGGUGUUACCCGGCGAGUGUGGAUAUGUCGCCCAGCUCAACAUUCAGAGAGGCAUCGAAAGGAGAAAGCCUCAGGUAAUCCUGAGCGUUCAACAGCAGUUCGACCCCAAACUCUUUAACUUCAACAAAAUCAAUUCAGCGGAAAUCUUGUUUGAAAUGCACAAAGCUGAAGUGAUUUCCGCUGAGGAAGGACGUGCUCCAAACGGAUCCUGUGCCUCAUGUGCUGUGAUCAUAAACGCGAGUCCGUUAGAGUUUGGUCACUGCCUGCUGGUACCCGAGCCUUCCCGGUGCCAUCCUCAGAUCCUAACGCCUCUAGCGCUCCAAAUCGGGGUCGAAUCCUUGUUUCUUAGCGCCGAUCCCGGAUACCGAGUCGGGUUUAACAGUCUCGGGGCGUUUGCCUCCGUUAAUCACCUACACCUCCAUGGAUAUUACUUGAAUCACGCUUUACGGAUCGAGUGCGCCCGCGCAGAGCUCAUCUUUCCCAGCAAGAGCUUGUACCGGCUUGUGGACUUUCCGAAAGCAUUCAUGUUUUACACGGACGGCCACGAGGAUGCGCGCGCCACCGCCGCCACCGUCUGCAGGCUCACCGACCUUCUCGUAGAGAGAAACAUUGCCCACAAUGUCUUCAUGACCCGAGGCUGCCAUCCAGAGAGUGAAGAUGAAGCUGUGUCCUCCCUGCGCCACGGAGUGCGCAUCUUCAUCUGGCCUCGAGUGUCGUGUUUUGGGGCGAAAGAGGAGUCAGCCUUUAACGUGGCUCUGUGUGAACUGGCCGGCCAUCUUCCGUUUAAAAACAGAGAGGACUAUGAAGGCUUGGACGAGGAUGGGGUCAAAGCAAUUGUUCAGAGGUACCUCCUCAGUGACGAAGAGUUUGCUGACUUAGAAAAACAAAUUGUUGAAAAAUUACAAACAGCACUUGACCAGACUGCUGACUAUUUAUAAAUGUGCUGUGUGUAGUUAUGUGUUUCUAGAUGUUGCCUAUAAUAACCGUAGGACCUGGAUGGCAGACUUUCAGUAACACUUGUCCUGGUCAGGGUCGUGCAUGGUGACCUUAGAAAUAUUGACUUGCAUCUGAUCAGGAUAUUUUCUGCAGUUUGCCUCAAAGGCAGCAGGGGGCUCUAGAAGAAUGUCUUGACUUAUUCCGUUAUACAUAAGUGACUUGUAUUCACAAUAUAGUGCUUUUCCGCUGAGCAGUGCUACAUGGCAUGUUCCCAAAAACCCAUCAUCUUCCAGUUUGGUCAUUUUGCCAAUUCUCACCCAUUAGCUAGCUCUUCCCAUCACACACCACCAACCUCUGAUACAUCCUCACAGAUACAAUGCUCAUGCUGUGCCAGUUAUUGUGUCAGAUACUUAAUAAAACAAAUAGCCUGGAUAGUCUGAUAGCCUAGACUAACUAAUUUAAUAUUGACAAAAGCUUACACUGUGAAAGAAAAUUGACUAGCUAAUGAAUCCUUGUGUAACCCUAGACAAUGCAUGGACAACCUAACAUCAGUUACUCUCAUUACCUUUUAAAGUAAUGAAAUAAAGCUUGUACAAUAGAGAAGCACAGAAUAUCAGAAUACCUUUCUGCUUUUUGAGAACAAAUGUACUACAUGACAAUCAGAAAACCGUCAUUGUACUGUACUUAUUGUACCACUGUUUUUGUACUGUUCUUCCUUGUUUUAUCUGCUUUCAUAAUAUGUGUAUUUUAGGAUCAUAUUUUAAUGACUAGGUUAAUAAAUUAACAGUAGUCUGUAUAGUACUGUUCUAAUUCUAAAGAACAAAAAGAACCUGAAAAACAAAGAAACGUGAAAGUAAUACAAGCAAGGUGGGACAGAUGAUCUACUGUCUUUUAUCAAAUGCCAGGAGAAUAAAAUUCUCUGUUUACUGCA
Molecule: messenger RNA, 2219 nt
Organism: Pangasianodon hypophthalmus (striped catfish)
Lineage: Eukaryota; Metazoa; Chordata; Actinopteri; Siluriformes; Pangasiidae
Gene: gdpgp1
Product: GDP-D-glucose phosphorylase 1
Exons: 2
Coding region: 175-1290 (371 amino acids)
Biological process (GO): glucose metabolic process
Cellular component (GO): cytoplasm
Molecular function (GO): GDP-D-glucose phosphorylase activity
Source: RefSeq, a predicted model, not a curated record